Messenger RNA from Ctenocephalides felis (cat flea), 978 nucleotides. RefSeq lists its product as uncharacterized. Lineage: Eukaryota; Metazoa; Arthropoda; Insecta; Siphonaptera; Pulicidae. The coding region runs from base 1 to 978 and encodes 325 amino acids. The transcript has 3 exons. The record is from RefSeq and is a predicted model, not a curated record. Gene Ontology annotation, molecular function: protein dimerization activity.
AUGCACGGAAAAAAGGUAGAAGAUGCCUUAUGGCAAAAAGCAACGAAAAAUUCGAAGGACAGAGAUAGUUUAAGUGGCGGAGGAGCAAUGCGAAUCUUAGUACAGCAUGCAAGUUUAAGACUGAAAAGCCUUUCUCAAACUCAUUGGUCUGCUCGACAUGAUGCUUGUUACGCAUUAGAAAAAGAGUGGUCUGGCACAAUUAUUGCAUUGAAAUUUAUUGCCGAAAACAAAUAUGAAAAACCUACAACACGGUGUCAGGCUAGGGGAUUGCUGCAAAAAUUACAGCAUUUGGAAACAGCAAUACUAGUCGUUGUUUGGAAUGCAAAUUUGAAACGCUUCAAUGCUGCUAGUAAAAAAUUUCAAGACUCAAAAUCUAAUUUAUCAUCUGUUUCACAAAUGUAUAGUCCUUUGGCAUUAUUUUUACAGAACAUGAGAGAUAAACAAUUUUCUGAAUUCGAGGAAAAAGCCAAUGCACUUUCUGGGGUAAAAAACUAUUAUCAUGACAACCAUCGUAAAAGAACCCAAAAAUUUCAGGCAGACAAGUCACAAGAGCAUGAGAAUACUUUAAGUGUUCAAUUGGCAGGCCGUAAAAGUGCUUAUCAUACGCUCUAUGAAAAAUUUAAUAUUUUUGACCAUUUGUCUGAAAUGGAAACUAGAGAAUUAAAAAUUCGGGCAGAUGAGUUAGUCACAAAGUAUGCUGAAGAUUUGGAAGAAACAUUAGGAAAUGAAUGCAUUCAUUUACAACACCUACUCAUAGAAUCUUUUUCAAGUAAGGAAGAUGUUCGUUCCACUCAAGGAAUAUAUAAUUUUUUGCAUUCUAAUAAUCUUCGUGAAGUUUAUCCAAAUAUAGACAUUGCUUUACGGAUCUUUUUGAGUAUUCCUGUCACAAAUUGUUCAGGAGAAAGGUCUUUUUCUACUUUGAAAAGGGUAAAAACAUAUUUACGAGCAAGUAUGGGUCAAGAUAGACUAGUGCUUUAG